CUCGACCCGCACUCGACCCCCUCGAUCCGCACUCGAUCCGCGGAGCUUGCUCUGCGAAUCACAGCAAGGCCAGCCGAUCAACCGCUCUCCGCCCUUCUGUCGUCAACAAAUCUGCCUGCCCGCCAUCUCAUGCCAUGUCGUCGUCGUCCAUGGCCUCGAUAGAGCUGACCCUCAACCACCCGCUGCCACAGUCGACGACCAAUGCCAAUCUGAUUGCAUCGCGCCUCAAUUCGUCCUGCACCCGACUUGGCGAUGCCGCAUAUCUGUUUGGAGGAUUCGAUCUGUACAGCGGAGAAGUCUUCAACGAGCUCUUUAUGAUAUCGCUGGAAGAUCGAAUGUGGAAGCGUAUCGACCACAUUAAGGGCAAGUGGCCCAGCCAGCGCCAUUCACACUCGGUAAAUGUUUGGAACAUCACAAAACUGGUCAUCUUUGGUGGAAGCGAUGCCGAGGAUGCACACCUCAACGACAUCUACAUCCUGGAUCUGCCUACCCUGACAUGGGAGAGCCCGCACGUCACCGGCCACAUACCCGCCCCAAGGAUGCGUCACUCCACCGUCAUCCACAAAAGCAAGCUCUAUGUCACAGGCGGACAAACCACCGGCGAUGUCGUCCUUGAUGUGCUCAACAUCCUCGAUCUCGAGACUUUUGUCUGGGAGGUCCCUAUUCCCUUUGAAUCCCGAAUCAGCCAUUUUUCGUGGAUCUUCAACCGACGCUUGUACUUGUUUGGCGGUCAGGAUGAGAAUUCGGAACGCCUGACGCAUCUGACUUACAUCGACCUCGCCGACAAGUCAAGGACCAAGCUCACCAUCACCUCGGAGGAGGCUCCACAGCCGCUGGGCCAGCACUUUAUGCAAAUCUGUGGCGACCGACUGAUCGUUGCUGUCGCCGAAGGACUGCAGCAUGGGCGAGAGGCAAAGGAGGUUCGCACCGGGGUGUGGUCGCUGGAGCUCAACUCUGUUCGCUGGAGACGCCACGACGAGAUCACCUUGCUGCAGAAUGCAACUUGGUAUUACUAUGCCAUGGGCCAGGACGACAGCCGCUUCAUUCUGUUUGGUGCCGAGAACCCUCAAAGCGACGAGUUCUUGGGAAUGGUUCUGGGCAUCAAUCUCGAAACCUUUGGCAUCUACCGCGUCCCUGGCUCGGAUCUGGGCAUGGACUUUGCGCCGCUGCUUGAGCGGCGCGAGCUCUCGGACUUUUCGAUCACCGCCAAGGACUCGCCCGAGAAGCCCAUUCAUGUGCAUAGGCUCGUGCUGCAAGCUCGCUGGCCGUACUUUGCCAACCUGUGUCGUUCCGAGAUGCAAGAAGCACGAGAAGCCCAGCUGGUGCUGCCAGAGCCCUACGGCUCCGUCCACGGCUUUGUCCGGUACCUGUACACGGACUCGAUUGAGGGCCUCUCGCCCGACGACCUGGCCGGUCUGCUCGGGUUGGCCAACUGCUACUGCAUGGAGCGACUGCAGAAGAUGUGCUGCGACAUCCUGCACCGCGAGAUCAACCUCAAGAACGUGUGCCAUAUCUUCGAGGCCGCCUGUAAGGCCGGAGAGACUGGCUUGUCGGAGCGAGCCCUUGCCUUCAUCCUGGACAACUUUGGCCUGGUCAGCCGGACCAAGGGCUUCCGCACCAUGCAGCCGCAUGCGAUGGAGGAGCUGUGGAACCGCAUCCCCGAGGACUCUCAGAUCACCAACAAGUCGCCCAAGCUGGAUGAAGCCAUGCUGGCGUCGGCGCAGCCGUCAGACUCGCAGAACGAAGACGGCGAGGGCGGUGCAGAGACCGAUGGCGACGUCGCCGACGGCAACGAAGACGACGACGAGUACGACGAGCUUGCCAACGGCACCGAGCCGGAGGACGACGAGGAUUAGCGUGCAAAGGUGUCCGGUGUGCGAUAUGCCCGGCUCGAGACGAUCGAGACCCCCCCCCAACACGAUUCCAUGCACUCUUUC
Polychytrium aggregatum is the source of this 1937-nucleotide messenger RNA. RefSeq lists its product as uncharacterized. The record is from RefSeq and is a predicted model, not a curated record. Gene Ontology annotation, molecular function: protein binding. NCBI's taxonomy places the organism in Eukaryota, Fungi, Chytridiomycota, Chytridiomycetes, Polychytriales. Gene Ontology annotation, cellular component: Golgi apparatus. The transcript has 4 exons. The coding region runs from base 135 to 1856 and encodes 573 amino acids.